This is a messenger RNA of Thrips palmi, 3319 nucleotides long. Its product is annotated as ephexin-1-like. Gene Ontology annotation, biological process: activation of GTPase activity. Gene Ontology annotation, molecular function: protein binding; guanyl-nucleotide exchange factor activity. NCBI's taxonomy places the organism in Eukaryota, Metazoa, Arthropoda, Insecta, Thysanoptera, Thripidae. The record is from RefSeq and is a predicted model, not a curated record.
GCCCAGCCCAGGCAGGCAGGCAGGCCGCGAGCUUCUCGGGGCAUUUCGUCGUGCCGUCCGCGUUCGCGUUUUCCGCGCGGUUUCGCCCCUCGCGAGGCGUGUCCCGUCCGUGCCAAAAGCCUACCGUGCAUGCGUGCGUGUGUGUGCGUGUGUGUCAGUGUGAGUGAGUGGAGACGAUGCGCGCGCCAUCAUCGCGAUUGGCGCGAGUGACAGCGACAGGUGUCUCUAUCACAAUAAUCGCGCCGUGUGCGCACUGAUCCCAGUUUCCCUCUCUCCCUCCGCCUCGCCGUAUCGGCAGACUGGCGGCGCAGAGCAUUCAUUGUGCAGUGCUUAUGGUCAGAAAAUAAUUAGGGUACAAUGAAGAAAAAUGAGCAUCGGUGGUUAUGUGAACCAGGGGUCUUUGAAUGGCUCCCACCGCUCUCUGGGUCAUACUUACCGCAGGCCUAGACCGCCCUGCGCGGACCAAGUUUUUGUGUCAUCUGCUUCAACUACUUACUUCCCAUGGAAUCCCGCAUACGACUUAACAGCAAACAACUCCUACACAAACACCAAUGGCCACGUGCAAAACAGUCCUGUUCAAUAUGUGCCAGUAUCUCUUCGAACAGUCUUAUACUCAGACAAGAAGGAAGAAUUUCAAGAAAUUUCUUUAUUCUUGGAAAAAGAAGGUGAUGUCAGCACCGACUCAGAUAAUGAAAAUCCAUACGAGUCCCUGUAUGAAAAUCCAGAUGCCAUAGAUGACAUAGAUUCAUUUGACUCAGACUCGGAUGAAGAUCUGCAUCACAAUGUACAUUCUACCAGUACACAGGGUAUUCCUAACACUCACAAUGGUAAACUGCCUGAAAUCCCACCAAGAGAAAAUAUAUACGGUGUGCAUGUUAUGCGGUUUAAGGAGGCUGCUGGGAAAAAAAUGCAGAAGCUCCGUAAAAACUGGUCCCUUCGGAAAAAUGACAUCAGCAAUAAACUCAGCAGAAUGCGAAGAAAGAGUAGUGUGGAUCCUCGAGGCGCUACAAUUUUAUCCGCUCAUCAAACUUCUCCACCUCACUCACCUACCAUGGAAAAAUGCCAGUCGUCCGGACAACUCACUGGUAACAAAUACUGGUCUUUCAAAAGCAAGUUUAAGCGUAGCCAAAGCUCUACAGCUUCUUUAGGAUCUACUUUUUACCUGACUGAAGAAGUGGUAGUAGGAAAUGAAUCAUCAUCCAGCGCCUCACAGAUGGACUCAAAUUCUACAUAUGCUGACUCAGCAUCUCCAGCAAGUCAGCGCAGUGGACCCCCCUUGAGUGCCCCAACCAUACCACUUCCACCCCGGCCCUCUUCAGCUGCUAGUCAACAAAAUGCCACCAAUGAAAGGAGAAACAGUGGUGCUAUGCGACCCCAUUCUCCACCACCUCCACCUCCACCAGUCCCAAAAAGGAAUGGCCCUCAAAAAGACAAGGCAAAAUCUAACUCGUCUUGGUAUGCGGAGUGUGGGCUGUUUGAUUCAUCAAAUUUGGAUUUGCAUAAGAGGUCACCAAAAGAAGAUCCCUUUAACACAUCUUUAUUAUAUGCCGAAGCAGGACUGUGGGAUAAUAUACCAUCAAAUUCAAGUCCCUAUGAUAGCUCCCAAUCUGAACAUGAUAACAGCCACACCACUGACCUCAGUGAUUCUUCAGCUGGACAUGGUUCCCUCAUGUCGCACCCUUUGUUUAGUGAUGAACCACUUUAUCAGUUUUACAAUGCAUCAAUAUUUGAACAAGCCAAACGCCAAGAAGCUGCAGAGGGCGAUUCAGAUGGUUAUGAAGAGAUUGUUGAUGGUAUUGUGAAGUCCAGUCGGCCUUCUGCUAUGGAACUCAUCAGACCAAGAGAAGGCCAACAUAGAACUUUGUGGUGUGAGAUUCCGGAAGUCAGGGACAGUGGCGUUUUAGAUUCUUUAAGUGCACAUGAAAAGAAGCUGCAGGAAGCUAAAUUUGAAUUGAUAACUUCAGAAGCCUCAUAUGUGAAGUCCCUUAAUGUCCUGGAAAAGCAUUUCAUGAACAGUCCUCAAUUUCGUGAUGAAACGGUUCUAUCAAAAGGCGAUCGUCAAAUAUUGUUUUCUCGCGUGAACCCAGUCCGAGCUCGCUCAGAAAAGUUUUUAGCAGAUAUGGAAAGGUGUUGGCAGGACAGCAUUAUGUUACAAGGAAUAUGUGACAUUGUGAAACGUCAUGCAAGUGAAUACUUCAAUGUUUAUACAAAGUAUUGCACAAACCAGAUAUAUUUGGACCGGACUUUGAAAAAGCUUAGAGAGGGAGAUAGUAGGUUUUCUGAGGCAUUAUUGCAUUUAGAAAGUUCACCAGAAUGCCAGUCCUUGUCGUUUCAUUCAUUCCUAAUGUUGCCGAUGCAAAGAAUCUGUCGACUACCAUUAUUAUUGGUAGCAGUCCUAAACCGUCUGGAGCCAGAACAUGAUGAAUAUCAUUCAUGUGAACUUGCACUUGCAUCCCUGAAUAAGGUGGUAGCCGAAUGCAAUGAAGGAGCUCGCAAAAUGGAACGUUAUGAAGAAAUGAUGCUGCUUAGUCGACAAUUAGAAUUUCCUCAAAAUAUUAAACCUGUCCCAAUUAUUUCAAGUGCACGUUGGCUUGUAAGGUCAGGUGCUUUGACCCAGUUGAUCUGGCGGAAUGAUGAUGCCAAGCUCACAUUUGGGCGCAAGGUCAAUAAAAUUAGUGUUCAUCUGUUUCUUUUCACUGACAUUCUUGUUGUGACAAAACGGAAAAGAUCUGUUGAAAGCAAAAGUGACGAGACCUUCUGUGUUGUGGACUACUGUCCCCGAAAUCUUGUUCAGAUGUCAUCCAUGGAGGAUUUGCCACAACCUCAGCAAUUGCAGCUGCAACCACCUUUGAAGGGUGGAGUAGAAGGUCGACAUUUGGUUUUACUGACAAUGUUGCAAAAUCAAGAGAAUAAAACAAUGGAGAUGGUUUUGUCUUGUGGAAGUGAGUCGGACAGAGAGCGUUGGCUUGGAGCUGUUUCCCCUCCAAAGUCUGAAGAUCCAAAUGAACAGCUAUAUGAAAUGUGGGACUGCCCUCAAGUUAGGUCAGAACACCCUUAUACUGCCCAGCAACCAGAUGAGCUAUCCUUGGACGUUGGAGAUGUAGUCAAUGUAUUGAGAAAAACAAAAGAUGGAUGGUAUGAAGGAGAGAGAAUUCGUGACCGGGAAAAAGGAUGGUUUCCUGCCAACUACACCGUGGAGAUAGCCUCAGCUCACAUCAGAGCAAAGAACCUUAAGCAGCGAUACCGGUUACUUGUUUUGUCUGGUAGUUACUUACAGGAAUCACGCUCUAAAAAUAAAUGAAAUUUGUAAUUCAUUUCU